AUGGAAGUCGAAGAUUUUGAAGUCCAUCACGAGAAGGAUAGCUUGGACUUUUACGUGCUACUGCUUGCCCCAUACUUACUAGGCAGCUACGAACCUUCAUCGCCGGCUCAGUUUCUGGUCAAGUUUGACUACCAAGUCAACCACAUAUACUACGAUAUUCAUUCAUCAGAUGAUAUUGGAACUCGUCGUGAAACCCUCGUCGACCAAUUUCAAGAAAAAAAUGAAAAAACAAUUGAAUUUGAGAAGCCUGUGUUGAGGAAGUGCGGCAAGUCGUACGAGUUUCUUUCUCAGGUGUUGUUGUCCUUUGGAAUUGCAAGUUCAGAUGAGAAUUAA
Prunus armeniaca (apricot) is the source of this 333-nucleotide messenger RNA. NCBI's taxonomy places the organism in Eukaryota, Viridiplantae, Streptophyta, Magnoliopsida, Rosales, Rosaceae. The record is from the annotation of a GenBank genome assembly.